Macrosiphum euphorbiae (potato aphid) is the source of this 246-nucleotide messenger RNA. NCBI's taxonomy places the organism in Eukaryota, Metazoa, Arthropoda, Insecta, Hemiptera, Aphididae. The record is from the annotation of a GenBank genome assembly.
AUGCUAGCGAUCCCUGUUGAAAUCAUAAUACAGCCAAAAAAAUACAUUGCGACUGCGCAGUGCGGUUCCAGCGUCGGUGGUAAUUUCAUUCAACGUGUCGUCCACAAACGGUCUCUUCCCACAGAUCUGAACACUGUUGUUUACGAAGACGUUCCUUGUGGUUUCAUAGUAAUUGCGCAGGCGAAGAACCAACAAACAAAACCCGAACAUUUUGUUAUAGGUGGUGAUAACCGUGAUUCGUGGUAA